Messenger RNA from Microplitis demolitor, 2833 nucleotides. RefSeq lists its product as uncharacterized. Lineage: Eukaryota; Metazoa; Arthropoda; Insecta; Hymenoptera; Braconidae. The transcript has 3 exons. Bases 232 to 693 code for a protein of 153 amino acids. The record is from RefSeq and is a predicted model, not a curated record.
GUCAUAAAUAGAAUCAACUUUAAAACUCAUUACGUUUCCUUCUCCAGAAAAUAUUAAACCUACAACUUAAAAUUACUGAAAAUUUUAGAACGAGCAUUGUAGAUUUUGUCUCCUCAUUCAGAGCCGGAACACCCAGAAACGUAGACCUACAAAAUUCUAUCAAUACUCAAUACUUAAACAAGUGCUUCGAUUUUUAUAAGUUUAUUAUUUAUAAAAAAUUCAGCUUUAAUUAUGGAGAAUGAAACAGCUUAUAAAGAAAGUGCUGAGAUCAGUAAGAGUUUAUUAAUCUCAAUCCCAGAAAAUCUUAUAAUUGGCAUUCUAAUUUUCGUACUGUUCGUGCUUCCAAUAUUUGCAUUUUCCACCUAUUCUGCAUUUCUAAAGCUUGCAAAACAACAUGCUGGGAGAUAUCCGAUUUUUCCAUGUUUCGUAAUAUUAUUAAAUGCACUUUUCAUGGGACUAUUUAUGGGUGUAUCUUUUAGAACUAUUAUUUCGUAUCUUAAAGGCGAUUAUGAAUAUGCAGUAAUCUUUGAUCUGGAUAUGUAUCUAUUCCUAAUAUUCGGUUUAUUCGUAGUUACCGAAAAGGAUCUAAAAUAUACACCAGUUCACAAAAUCUUUCUUCCAGUUAUAGGCGGAAUGUUGGUGCAAAUAAUCUUAGCAUUAUUUUUUGUUGUUGCGUAUUUUAUACAAGAAUAAUACUAAUAACAUGUCUGUUGGGAAUAACUUCUCACGAUAAAAACCUUUUUUGCGCAUCACCGAGUCCUUACGUAGUAGAAACCCCAAAAAGUCUGUAAAAAAUAUAUUUAUCAGGACUUUUUGGGGUUUUCCUACUAGAGGACAUCAUAAUGAACAAAAAAUGUUUUUAUUGUGAUGGGUUAUUCCCAACAGGAGCAAAGUUACGGGCUACUCUUCAUGAUUAGUCAUCCUCAUUUAUCUUAAUUUAUCCUCAUAUGGGCCUGAACUCAGAAAAUACAUUUUUCUCAGGACUUUUUAUGGUUCCUCCUACUAAAGGACAUUGUAAUGAACAAAAAAUGUUAAUAUUAUACUGAGUUCUACCCAACAAAAAAAAUGUUACUGGCUACUCUUCAUUAAGGACAUGUCCAUUAAUCGGAAAAAAACCAAAAAAAUGUUAAAAUCGACUAAAGGAAACAGUAAUUUGUACAUUGAUGAAACUUUAUUGAACUAGUAUAUAUCAUUACAAUCAUUACAAGGAUGAAUUAUAAUAAUAACUACUUAAUUAACAAUUAAUAAUAAUAAUAAUAAUAAUAAUAAUAAUCAUAAUAAUAAUAAUAUAAUAAUAAUAACUAUAAAUAUAAUAGCCGACAAUUAUAAUACAAUAAAGGUAUAAUGAAAGAAAAAAACCGAAUUGUCUUUAGUUGUAUUUUCUUGUGACAGCUGCCUCAAUGCCUCAAUAUCUCUAGCUUUCCUGCAGAGUUAAACUUAUUCGUUAAAUAUUUUCAUCUAUUUCCAUUUCUCCUUACUGUUAAUUUUUUUUUUCCCUUUUUCAAUAAUAAUUUAAAUAUUCAUCAAUACAUUUAUCAAUAAUUACAUAAACUUUAAUUGUUUCUACGGUAAAUCGUUGUGACAACAGGAACUACUCUAAUAAAUAUAAUUUUCUACUCUACUUUAAUAAUUUUCUACUGUUAAUUACUCAUUUAUUUUUUUGGAUUUUUUAUUUUAAUUUUUAUAAUAUAUAUAUAUAUAUAUUUUUUUUAAAUAGUAAAUGUAUGAAUUAAUGGCACCGUCAAAAUUAACUACAAUCGUGACAUCCAGACUGCUUGUACAAAGGUACAAAAGAUUGUACGGUCAUUUAUGUUUCUUUGUGUUUAUUUACUAAUUAAUUAAUUAAUCAACUAAUUGAUCAAUUAAUUAGUUAGUUGUAAAUGGAAAAUUUUUAUAAAUUUUUUGGCUCUAUUUUAAAUAGCCUUCGUAUCAAUAUAGAGAUUUUUUUUUUUCAAUCUAGUCAUUUAAGCAUUCGUUAAUUAUUUUUCAAACACUAAUUGCUACAGAGUAUCUAUUAAUUAAGAGUAUACGUUUUAUAAUUUUUAGUCAUUCACACAACGAUACCCGAGAACUAAGUAAUUAUAUUUAAAAUUUUUUUUUUUUUAAUUAAAAACAAAAAAAAAAUGUCGGAUUUAAAUCAUGACUGAAAUUUAUCAGGAUAAAAAUAUGAUUGUGACCGGGAAAUAUUUAUGACAUUGGAGCUGACAUCAAUUUAUUUUUGAAUUUUUUCCAAUAAUUAAAAAAAAAAAAUUACACAUCUAGAUUUUUUAAUUUUUUACAUGUGCAUUUUUUUAUUUUUAUUUUUUUUUUUUGGAAUUGAUUUAUUUUCAAAAAUUUCGAAAAUUUUAAAUGUCUGCUGUCAUAAAUAUUUAGACUGAAAAAUCGGAAUUUUAUUUAAAUUCAGAUUUACUCUGGUAAGAGAUCCAGUUUUUGAAAAAAUACGGAGUUUAUUUUUCCCGCUUUUAUUUAAAUUGACAUUUACUCCAAACUGGAGUUUUAAUAUUCAAAUAAAUUCCUCGGAGUGAAUUUUACUCCGUAAAUUAAAGAAACAGUCAUCCGGUCCGCAUUUACUCCGCAAAUUUUUACAGUGCGUGGAUAACAAUCGGAAAUUUAAAUGUUUUCUAUAAUAAUAAUAAUUCAGAAUCUAUAAAACAGUUUAAAAAUCAAAAGACUAUAAUUUAAAAAUAUAUUUUCGAGUACAAAGACGAAUUUACUGAAUUGCUUAGAAAAUUUACUGAUAAUUUAUAUUUAUUUUUUUAAUGAUAAUUUUCUCUUCAAGCAUCCUGCAGAUUUUAAAUCCAAUUUUAUUUACUGCUUCAUAUUCAUUAUCAUU